ACUCGGGUUCGACAUGCAGAAUGACCUUGCCAAACGAAAGUAGACAAGCAUGUCUCGAAGCUGUCUGUUCCACAAACUAUGGACUACACAAACAAUCUUUUCAGAUGCAAAGUUGGCUGUACAAUCCGGCGUUUUUAGGAUAACACAUUUCCAUACACUUUCAAGACAAGCAGCAAUUUGUCAUAAUGGCGGACAGAAACGUGUACAAUCAGCUAGAAAGGUACAGUUAGUGUGGACAAGAACCCUAAUUCCGAAGCCUUAUGACGAAAUUGAUGAAGAGGACCCUUUUGAGCAAACAUAUAACGAUUGCAUUGACAAGGAAUUUCAACUGGUCUAUGCAUUUGGAGGCUCUGAUAUAUGGUAUCAUUUGACUUUAGGACUCUGUAUUACAGCCCCUACAGCUUUUGCCCUUGUGAUGAUCAGCUAUUAUUAUAUGACAUAUAAAGAAUUGGAAUAUACAACCCAGAGCCUCUCAGAAAUGUUAGAAAAUGUCAAGGAAAUAUACAUGAAUUUGCCUCCAUCUUCCGAAUGGAUAUUUGCUCAAUGUUUCAUCAUUGUGUGUGCUACUUGUAUGCACUAUUUUAUCAAUAAGAACAAUAUUUGUAGGAUAUAUUACAGUUCCAGAAAGGACCAAUAUAUUGGAAUUGUUUAUCAAUAUGGACAAAAGAAAAAGCUUAAAUUUAGCCAAAGGGAUAUCUCAAGGAAACCAGUUCUUUUGGAAAAAUUCUUUCAGAAAAAAGGAAUAAAUCUUGGAACAGAAGAAACAUUUUAUAUUUAUGAAAGAAAUUUUCGAGAUAUCACCUCUCAAAAUCAGUUUUUUUCUGAAGUAGCAGCUUCAGAGUACCUUGAUAAGUUGAAGGGGAAAAACAGGUAUAGGUUUAAAUCCAAAAAAUAGGUAACUACAUUUUGAUAAGAUGUAGAAAAAAUAAACAUGAUUGUACUACAGAAAGAUUUGUUUUGUUCU
Molecule: messenger RNA, 964 nt
Organism: Magallana angulata
Lineage: Eukaryota; Metazoa; Mollusca; Bivalvia; Ostreida; Ostreidae
Exons: 2
Coding region: 50-895 (281 amino acids)
Source: RefSeq, a predicted model, not a curated record